Molecule: messenger RNA, 1962 nt
Organism: Juglans microcarpa x Juglans regia
Lineage: Eukaryota; Viridiplantae; Streptophyta; Magnoliopsida; Fagales; Juglandaceae
Exons: 4
Coding region: 151-762 (203 amino acids)
Molecular function (GO): cysteine-type endopeptidase inhibitor activity
Source: RefSeq, a predicted model, not a curated record
UGGAGAGAUAUUUCUAAAUUGACGAGAGAGACAAUUCCCGUGCUUGCUUAGGUCAUUGAGGCGGAGGCGAUAGCGAUAGCGAUAGCGAGAGCGGCAGCGGCUAGCCUUGUCUUCGUGUUCUCCAAUUGUUGGGUUAUCACUUGAAGAGCAAUGGAGAUGGACGACAUGGGUCUUGUGGAAUUGUUUGGUUACGACAAGCUGGAAAGAGAAUUAAUCCUCAGCCAAAAUAAUUUGUCUUCAACUUCGCCGGAAUAUUGCGCGCUAUAUGAUUUCCGUGAUGAGAUGACACCAGAGGAAGAUUACUCCUACAGUGAACAAGUUUUGAAGAGUGACGGCUUUGAUGUUUCUGACAUCCCUGGCGUCAAUUGUCUCAACCAAAUUCUACCAUGCAAUAUAGACUACAAUUAUGAUGAGUAUAAACGGUAUUCGCAGCUCGCAAUAGACGAAUACAAUCGUCGGUUCAAGGAUGCCAAUGCAGAGUUGGAGUUUGUUAAGGUCUUGAAGGCAAUGGGUCAGGCUUCCAGGGGAAUCAGGUAUUAUAUAACCUUCAUGGCCAAGGAUCUUGGCGAUGGAGGCGAGAUUAAGACGUAUCAAGCUGUGGUAUUAGAUGGUAUAGACUCUGUGACAGCGAAAUCCUUUAGGCUAAAGCCCCCCGAGGAUGAGCGAGAAAACCAAAGACUCGUUAGGAUGAAAUUGAUACUCAUGUGCAAUCUCCAUGAUAUUGAAGUGAUGGGUAAGAAAGAUUCUUUUCUGGCAAAGUGACGGCAAUAAAAAAUGAGGUUGUUCACAUUGUCAAGGAGAUUACACUCGUGGAUGAGAUGAGCUGGAUGUGUAGGAAGAGCACGGCUUCACAGUGCCGUGGCCAGAGCACUUUGGUCUCAAUUUUCAAAUGUCUUGGGAUAGUUUGGGUUAUGCCCUUGGGAAGGGUGGAGCUUGUGGCAUGCUGAAAGGGAAAAUAGUAAUCUUUGUCGCUAGGUGUGUGGUGAAUGAUUUCAUUAUGCUUUAGUCUCUCUAAGUUUGGACAGUUGCAUAUGAUAACCUUAGCUUACUGCUUGUAGAUUUGCCACCUGUGUACAGGGGCCACACCUUUAAUAAAAUAUCUAUUACCCAUUUAAAAAAAUCAAAGACAUGGUAUUGCUUCCACUCUGAAAUAUACUCUACAUCCCUCCCUAAUCCUCCACUGCCACUGUACUAAUCCAUAACUACCUUCUCAUUCUAUUAGAUAUAUAUCCACCAACUCCUCAUUUCAGCUUCUUGUCCUGUAAUCCUCUUGUUCUCAUUCCACAAACUAUCGAUCUUUUGCAGCCAUUAUCUCUAGCCUAUUUCUGCCAGUUAUUAAGAAACUUUUGAUUAUGGAAAUGAGAUGGAGCCUGUCCUGGAAGUCAAUAGAGUAACAUUUUCUAAUCUUAACUGGAGAUUUUGUUGGGCAUUAACCUUUAAUUGCUAUUACAAAGUGUUGGGCUUUAAUCUUUUGGAUUAAUAUAUAUUAGAAAGUCUCCGGUGUGUAUAAAGUAGGAGAUUGGUUACCGGAACUUUAAGUUUUUGUUUAGCAUUAUUCUAUUGUUGUGCCGACUCCAAGACUUUUUUUUUAUAUAAGUAAACAAAUUUUAUUGAUCAAUGAAUGGGCAUAGUCCAGUAAAAUACUCAAGAAGAAAAUAACUGUUUGCCCUAACUAAGAAGGCGCAAGAAAGACAAGAAAAUCAUGUAGGUCCAUUCCAUUGAAGUCAACAGCAAUGGCCCAAGUGCAUAGAGUUCUAUAAUAUAAAGCUUUAAGCUCCCCCAACUUUGUAAUUUAAGAGAAGCUAUACAGAUUUUCGGUGUUGAGUUUGAUUUCGAUAAGUAAUAUUUAGUGUUGAUUUUUAUUUCUUUUAUUUUUGAUAAAUUAGUGUUGAAUUUUAUUUAUUCUUUAUCUUUGUAUUAUUUCGUGUAGAAUCUGGCAGCCAUGGGAGACAGUGGUUUUGG